GCCUGCCAGUUGCUGACAGGUGUAUCCUCGCCGUUCGACUCAUCCAUUAUCGAUGGCAUCAAAUGGUCGACUUGUUCUAUUGAUUUCCCAAUUCCAUCACCAACACCCUGUGAUUUUAUAACCGCCAAUGGGCUGACCCAUUUGUCCGAUUCAAUCGGAUCGGGAAAUUCGAACCCUUUCAACAAUUUGCGCCAUGGCCGAGCCAGUUGGCGACAAGGGCGAGGUUCCUCAACCCGAAUCGACAAGUCAUCCGACUACGAGCGAUGCAAAACCGACAACUGAGGCAGUGGCAUCUCCAUCAAACACGCCAGCCAAGCGCAACGCGUUUACAGAACUGAUGGCACCAAAACCGAAGGCUCCAAUCUCCCAAGCCCCCCAAUCCAUGGCCUCCAAAGCAUCCCAGAUCGUCCGCGGGGUCUGGCGCGGCGCCCUGAUCGAAUACAUCGAACACCCAGAACGGUUUCCAGACAAGGUCCUGCGCGUAACAGCCAACACCGUCCUAAUCAAAGACGCCUUCCCCAAAGCCACCAUCCACCUGCUCCUCCUCCCGCGCUCGCCCGCCCACUACCUCCUGCACCCGCACACCGCCUUCGCCGACCCGGCCUUCCUGGCCAUGAUGCGCGAGGAAGCCGCGGUGGGCGCCCGACUCGCCGCGGCCGAGCUCGCCCGCAGGCUCGGCUCCUUCUCGGCCAGCAACCGGGCGCGCGACGAGGCGAUGGGCAAGGGCAAGGGCGGCGGCGCGGCCUCGGACCGUGACGGCUCGGAGUCGGAGCUGCCGCUGCCGGCGGGGCGCGACUACGCGGCCGAGAUCCGCGUCGGCACCCACGCGCACCCGUCCAUGGCCCACCUGCACGUGCACAUCAUCUCACGCGACAUGCGCUCGGAGCGCGCCCGCCAUAGGAAGCACUACAACAGCUUCACCACUCCGUUUUUUGUGCCGCUGGCGGACUAUCCGCUGGGGGAGGAUGAUGUAAGGCGGGAGACGGGGUUUCAGAAUGCGAAUCUGAAGAGGGAGUUGGUGUGCUGGAGGUGUGGGAAGGAGUUUGGGAAUCGCUUUGCUGAGUUGAAGAGGCAUUUGGAGGAGGAGUUUGAGGCGUGGAAAAAGGAGUAAGGGGGCCGGUCAUCACGUUGCUGAGGCGACCACCUUUUCGCUUUGCUGAACCCUCUUUUCACGGUUGCCAUCAUCGGUUGGGGUGGUACUGGGGCGCUCAUGGCGGCCGAUUUUGCGGCUCGGCAUCGCACAGACACGGAGUUGGCGACUUUGUGUGCUGUGAACAGGAAUAUUUUCAAGCAACUCACAGGUCUGACAAAAAAGAAACUCGGCUAAACGAUAGCCACUAUGUCCCAGGUUGUUGACAUCGUCUUCGUCUGUGAGAUACAAGAAAACCACCGCCAAUUCCACGGUUGCAGACAAUUCCGGGAGAUUGAUCG
Molecule: messenger RNA, 1431 nt
Organism: Chaetomium fimeti
Lineage: Eukaryota; Fungi; Ascomycota; Sordariomycetes; Sordariales; Chaetomiaceae
Product: HIT-like domain-containing protein
Exons: 1
Coding region: 194-1111 (305 amino acids)
Biological process (GO): single strand break repair
Cellular component (GO): nucleus
Molecular function (GO): double-stranded RNA binding; mismatched DNA binding; single-stranded DNA binding
Source: RefSeq, a predicted model, not a curated record